Molecule: messenger RNA, 3804 nt
Organism: Cucurbitaria berberidis CBS 394.84
Lineage: Eukaryota; Fungi; Ascomycota; Dothideomycetes; Pleosporales; Cucurbitariaceae
Exons: 3
Coding region: 24-3572 (1182 amino acids)
Biological process (GO): maturation of LSU-rRNA from tricistronic rRNA transcript (SSU-rRNA, 5.8S rRNA, LSU-rRNA); maturation of 5.8S rRNA from tricistronic rRNA transcript (SSU-rRNA, 5.8S rRNA, LSU-rRNA)
Cellular component (GO): nucleolus
Source: RefSeq, a predicted model, not a curated record
GUAGUCGCAGCAUGCUCUAAGCCAUGGGGAAGAGGACGGCUUUCGAGGCCAAUACGAAGCGUGCGCAUUCUGAGCGCGACUCGAAGCGCCAAAGGAUCCACGGCAGCCAGGAGCGCGACUCACCACGGCCAAAUGGCACUGCGGAGGAAGUAACCACUGCGCGCGAUUUGCAGAAUGCGCUGCUGUUUGAUCAAGGCUCAACCGCAGACUUUCGAAGCGGUCUAAGCUUGUUCAAGCGGUUCCUUGACUCUAUCCUCUAUUCAGCAGACGAGCACCAUCUGCCCCGCAAGCGAGCCAUCCUCCGCGAAUACCUCGACACCCAGAAAGGAAGAGGGAGGGAUGAGAAGGACAGGCAGUUUUUGCAGAAUAUCACUCAAGCAUGGGACUAUGCGGCCGAGACCAACUUCGAGCCGAUUCUUUCGCAGGUCACCGCUGUGCUUGCCCUCCUUUUCAAGGUGCUCGCAAGCCAGGCCGAGUUUCUCGAGUACGGCCACCUGUUGGCGAGGACGAUCCUGCAGCCGUCCGUCGCUCGCCGUCUUGUGCGCAGCACCUCCGCGGCAUCGAAUAAAGAGAAUGUAAUUGCACCUGCGCUGCGCCUGCUCAACGAGCUCACCAAGUUCAACGAGGGCGCACAUGCCAGGGCUGUAUACGCGAAAAGAGAUUUUACGCUCGAGCCAAAGAUACUGGGUCGGAACAUCUCGCUAGGCAAAGAGCAGUCAGCCGUCGAUCACGUUAAGAAACCAAGUAUUCGGACAACAGCCAUCAGGUAUCUCCUGACGCACCUGAGGUACCAAGAUGAACGUGCCAAGAGCGAGAUCCUCUCAAACACAAACAUCGUACGAGCCGUCUUCGAUCAUCUCCGAACAGACCCGGCUUUCCUGAUCUACGAGAUACUGGAUGUCUUCAAGAGCCAUGUUUUGCAAGACAAGACUAUCGCGCGACACACCAAAAGUCGGAUCUUGAACGGCAAAGCCCUCUCGCGCAUCGCUAGUCUGUACAGCUACGAAGUGGAAGACGGAUCCCUUUCGGAAGGGCAAAAGGCACCUGAUGAGCUCGCCCACAGUUUUCUGCGCCUGGUCUGCACCGAUCCAGGGUACGGCGUCAUGUUGCCUACAAAUGGCUUCUAUCCUUCCACAUUCGAGGACAACGAGGGUGACAUAGAAGAUGGAGCAGACUUUGGAAAUGACUUGGGCUUGGAAGCGAGUGACAACUACAACAAAGCGAGCAGAGUGCGCAACAUCAUUCUUUCCGAGUUCAUACAGAGUCAAAGACCGUACGCAAACACCUUACAUCAAGAACUAGUCAUCGACAUCUUCAAGGCUUGCCCUGAAUUAGUCGCAGACUAUUUCAUCAAGCGACGAGAUUUUAGUUACGACCCCAAGCUCACGGCAACAUGGAUCGGAUACUCCGCGUUCCUGUAUCAGACUAUCCAAAUUCCUGUUCCCAAGUAUUUUGGUGCAAAGAAAACCUAUCGCGACCACCCGCCGCCCGUGCCAGUCAUGAUGCAGAGCAUUCUACCGCAACCUUUGAACCAACAGGUGCUUACAAAGUGUCUGAACCACAGCUCUGACCUCAUACAGAUAUUUGCAAUCCGCGUCCUGAUAGUAACGCUUCAGAAGCUCCGAAGUUUUAUCCAGGAGCUCAACAAUGCCAACGUUGUCCGACCAUCUAAGCAUUGGGAGCAAGCAACUAAGCGCUUGAUAACUGAAGUCAGCAGACGUUGUCCGCCGAUAAGGACAAUAUUUCUGGCACUCAAGAAGCCUGGCUUGAAAGACAUGAAGAGAGAAUCAAUAACAAGAUUGUUACGGCUCUACUAUGAAGUCACGCCUCAACUCGCGCUACAAGAGAAGUUCGACGUGUCUUUGCCGCUGUGUAACGCGCUGGUUGAAGCCGAAAAGCCGACAGAGGCACCAGAAGACAAGGCUCUUCGUAUUAUGGAGCUUGAGCACUGGAUCCAAAUGGCAAGGCUAUCACCAGCUAUGCGUUGGUGGCAAAAACAGAAAACCCUUCAACACUCACCAUUUGUUACACUCUUGAAACUUCUGGUAUCAUCCAAAGAAAAUGAGCUUUACGCGGGCAUCAAGUCGCUUCUCGGUGCCGUUUUACAGGACCAGGAGAUGCUGCAAACAAAAACCUCGCCUGAUGCCUUGGACGCUCUAAUUGCUAGCCUUGGGGGCUCGUCCGUGUCCUCUACGCCCUCGGCUGAGGCCCUCGAGUUCCUUGACGACUGUUGCGCACGUUUCAUCAAAGUUCCCAUCAAAUACUUUGACGACUUGGAUGCCAUGUGUGCGCGCAGUUGCCUAGCUACAACAGACCUCGGGCCUUUCAGUCCUCUGCUCAUAACGCUAGUGGAGCAGUGGCCCUUCAAGGGUGGCGAAACCGCAACAAGCAGCACGGCCGAUCCUCUUUCCCAGUGGCUAUCGAGACUUCUCUACCUCCUCAAGCUAAUAGGUGAAGAUGAGACGAUCCUAACUAUAGUACGCGACGCCUUGGUUGAGUCAGCGAACCAAGCAUACCAAGAUGUAUUGAAGGACUCUUUCCUUUGGAAAAUGAGCAAGGAGAGAGCUAAGGAGGCUCUCAAGCUAGCAACUGGCGCAGAUUUCAGUGGCUCGGAAAGAUCCUCGACAUCUCCAGUACCUGCCGACGAACCUGAACAGCCAGCGAAAGCUAGGUAUGAAGUCAGUCUCGAAGCGCCACCGAAAGAGGACGAGAAGCAUACAGGCCUCACACGAUGGAAGAGGAAGGACUUGAGUGAAGCUAUUGAUGAUGGAGAUAUUGGCGAACUAUUACUGUGCCUCUGUUCCGAGCACACUGAGAUACGCCUGCAAGCUAUCCACAACAUCCGCCAGCUUAUGGUGACGAUGGGCGGAAGCGGACCGAAGAAGUUUGAACAGGCGGACGGUGCUGAAACACAGCAAACUCACAAUAUUGAUUUCGACUUGCAGCAACUAUAUUUGCUGUUUGGCGAGAUACUUGAGUCAGUCGAUCCAACCGGCUCUGAGGCAUUCCCGUACGUUGGCGGGGUGCUCGCAGCCCGUUGUGUAGGCAUAUUGGCCGACCCGACGCUUUCCUUAUUCAGUACGAUGAACAAAUUUCUAACCACUUCCCCCGCCUGGGACACCAACAACAUGCUGCGCCAUUUCUGGCAUCGCAUUGUCGCCAGCGAGUCAGACGAUGAUGGCACGUACCAUAAGCAGGUAGACUGGUACUUGAAUUACCUCAUGGACUCACUGCGUACGGCGGCAGACAUGGAACUGUUCAGGAGAAGCAAUAUCUUUGAGCAGCUGUUGGGUCAUUACGGGUCUCGGUCGUGUGCUGCCUCGGCAAAGGAGAAGAUUGUAAGGCUGUUGCUUCGAGCGACUCAUGUGGGAGGUAGUACGACACUCAUGACAAGAUGUGGGCUCUUUUCUUGGAUUCAAAUGAUGCUGGCAAGUCACGAUCCCCGGCAUCGAGCCCUUAGGACAUUGGCAGCGCGUGUCUACGGGACAUGCGAUCAGGAAAAGGUAGCGCAGUGGAGUAGUGGCACCAUGGGCGAGACAGCAGCUUUGUUGCUUGCAAAGGCUGGGGCUUGAGAAGACUUUCAUUUGAUAUGGCUGAAGAUUGUCUUGGGCAGUUUGAGGGCAUGACUUGAGCUGGAGAGGGCCCGCAUUGCAGGCGUUCUUCGUACCUUGCCACUGCCAGCUGCUAGCAUUUUGUGGCGCGAUUGCCUAGGAGGAGCAAUAGAAGGCGCCCAACGCCACGCUACAUAGUUUGACGUUACCUAGUAGAGUAGUCUGGAACCGGAAUAUUACGAACACGAACACG